Cyclospora cayetanensis is the source of this 2070-nucleotide messenger RNA. RefSeq names its product ice-structuring glycoprotein-like. Gene Ontology annotation, molecular function: ice binding. The record is from RefSeq and is a predicted model, not a curated record. Lineage: Eukaryota; Apicomplexa; Conoidasida; Eucoccidiorida; Eimeriidae. Bases 1 to 2070 code for a protein of 689 amino acids. The transcript has 10 exons.
AUGCAUGCAGCUCCUUCACCCCCGUGUGACUCUUUCGUUGAAAAAGCAGCACUCGCCUCCACACGAGCAUCUGCAGGGGCAAACGCGAGAGAAAGUGAAGCGUCUUUGCUAGCGGAUGAGGAAUCUUUGCAGCAGCACCUGUUGCUGCUGCAGCCGGCGCUGCACGAACCACACGGGCUCACUCAACUGCCAGCUGCUGCUGCUGCAACAGCUGCAGCAGUCGUAAUGCCACUUCGAAAAGCACCCCAAGAUAAUAGUCCUUCCCCAGCAGCUACAACACGGCGAUGCAGGUGCUCCGCAUCAGCAAAGCGUUCUGACGUUGAACCGCCUGUUGCAAUUCACGCUGCUGCUGCCGCUGCUGCUGCUGCUGCUGCAGAGCUUCCUUUUGCAGAAGAGUUCUCUUCUCCUUCGGGAGUGAAUUACGAGGCGCACUCCGGCGUAGCUGUACGUACAGCAGCAGCCAGACCACCUGCAAAGGAGUAUGCCCCUCAUGCCGCACCGCUGUUGCUUUCCCCUGGUUGCAGCGGUCAGCGAUGCAGCAGCAGCAGCAGCGUCAAGAAUAAUGCAUACAUUGGAAGACGCCGAGCGAGUAGCAGCGGCGGAAAUAGCCACCCUUGCAACUCCCCGUUAGAUGCGCAGCCUCCGGAGGCGGCGAUCGCAGAGGCUGCUGUAUGCAAGCAGCGCUCAACAAGAGCUCAUGCACCCUCCUCCGCUGCCCAGCAGGCUGCAUCAGAAGCAGUCUGUACAGUGGAAAUUCAGCGCUUGCGAGCAGACUCAAAAGCACGCAGUGGAGUUUCGGCGUCUGCGAGCUGUCGAGAAUGCAGCGCAGGGAGGGGCAGCCUGGCAUGCGUGUCUGUAGAGGGUUCCUCCAUGGCGAUGCCACAUGAGCAGCAGGAGCAGCAGAAACAGCAGAAGCGACAAGAGCAGCAGCAGAAGCAACAAGAGCAGAAAUCCUCAGCAGCAGCAGCAUCCGCAGCAGCAGCAGCAUCCUCAGCAGCAAGAAGAACAGCGUCGCCGCACUCCGCAGCAGCAGCGGCUGCUACGGCUGCAGCCGUGCUGCAUCAGCAACUCGUCUCGGGUGCUCCUAAGAACGUCGAGGAAACGGCGACUAAGAUUCUCUCGCAGCAGCAGCAGCAGGCACCCGUGGGCGGGGGAGCUGCCACGGCAGCCUUGCAGCAGCUGCUCAUCGCAUCGACCGCAGACACCUCCUCAGCACUGCCGCACACACCUGCCGUCGGAGGGGUGGCUGGAGUUGGCGCAGGAACCGUAGGAAGCACUCCUCCCCCUCCAGUGGCUGCCGCUCUGCAGGCAUACGGCUGCCCGCCAGGUGUAUCCCCAGCAGCCGCGGCAGCUGCUGCUGCUGCCGCUGCUGGCAUUGCGGGAGGCGACCCCACCAUCGAUAUGGCAGCACGCGUGAGCAGUGGAACGUGGCUUGUCUACAGGUAUGAGUUGUUUCCCGGAGCAGCAGCAGCUGCUGCUGCUGCUGCCGCAGCUGCUGCUUCCGCCGCCGCUGCAGCAGCUGCCUCCGCAGCUGCCACAGCAGCAGCAGCAGCAGCAGCAGCAGCACGAGAGCGGGCCCUUUUCGCCUUUAGCCUCGGCAGCAGCACUGCCGUCUCACCGCGAUGCACAGCAGUACACUGCUGCAGCAGGCUGCCGUGCUCUCUGGACGCAGUAGCAGCAGCAGGAGCAGCAGCAGCAGGAGUUGCCUCAGGCAGCGGUGGGCUACCCCUGGAGCUGGAAUAUACGGCAGCAGCUGCAGCAUCUCCAGCACAUGCAGCAGCAGUGUCUGGAACCGCUGCUCCCCCUUCUCCCCCCCACGCUCGCUGCAGACUGGCGGAGAGACAGCGCGAACGGGGGCCCCUUUUUGCUGCCUUCUGCGGAGGUUUCACGCACGGCGCCUCUUCAUUCCCCACAGAAAUCUGCAGAAGAGAGUGCACGACUGCGGCAGACACGGCACAGCGCAGCAGAGCUGCUAGAGAGGAAACUUUGACGGUAAAGCAAGCCGUGAAAUCGUCUGUUUCUGCCUUGCAUGCAGACGCCUCCAUCUCCCCUCCUUCCCAUGCGGCUUGA